AGGGAGAAGUCGUUUUAUGGAAUCCAUCAGGUGAACAAUACGCAAUCCUGACAACACACGAAAUCGAAUUAUACGACACUUCGACCGCCCAAGUCUCGCAGAGAUUCCAACCUGGAAAUUCACGGUACCUAUGUAUGCAGUACCAUACCCAUGAAAAUAUGGGAGAUCUGCUAAUUACAGGAUGCGAGGAUAAGACCGUGAGGAUAUACGAUGUCAAACGGGGAGAUUGUAUCGCGAAAUUGUCGGGACAUAAGAAUCGAGUCAAGGGCUUGUCCGUAAUUCGCUCGCUGCCACCUAACCGUUCAAACCCUGUCGCACUUUUAGCAUCCAUUUCUUCGGAUGGAGCUAUUAACAUCUGGAUCUUGGAUGAAAUUUUGGCGACUAAGGGUCAGACGGAAUCUGUUAUUACAGAACCCCUAAUAUCGUAUGAUACCAAGAGCAGGCUAAUUUGUGUAACGUGUUACGAAGACCUUGGUCAAAAAUUACGUUAG
Messenger RNA from Acaulospora morrowiae, 491 nucleotides. NCBI's taxonomy places the organism in Eukaryota, Fungi, Glomeromycota, Glomeromycetes, Diversisporales, Acaulosporaceae. The record is from the annotation of a GenBank genome assembly.